Messenger RNA from Prorocentrum cordatum, 1224 nucleotides. The record is from the annotation of a GenBank genome assembly. Lineage: Eukaryota; Dinophyceae; Prorocentrales; Prorocentraceae.
AUGGCGGCGGUGCCGGUGCGCAGGGCGGCGUCAGGGCCCGCCCCGUGCGAGCUGGCGGCCUCCAGGAGCGCUCGCACGAAGGGCCGCCUCGCCCGCCUGCUCGAGCAGGACGAAGAGGGCCCCAGGUACGUGUGCAGCCUCCGGCUCGAGCGGGACCUGAUGGAGCGGUCGGGCCGCAUGGGCAGCAAGAGCUCCGUGGGCGACAUGAGCACGGAGGGCGACGGGGAAGGCAGCGUGUCGCGCACGUGGAGCAAAGGCAGCGCCGGAGAAGACAACAUGUCGCGCGCCUGGAGCAAGAGCAGCACCGGAGAGGACAACAUGUCGCGCGCCUGGAGCAAGGGCAGCGCCAUUCCCUUCUUCGGCCACAGCCCCAGCUGGUCUGCAUCGUCAGACCACUCGCCCAGAGCCGACGGACUGACCAGGUUUGGAAUGCCGUUGGACAUGGUGGCUGAGACUGAGAGCGGAACGGCCUCGAACGAGCUGGGUGAGGCGUUCCGUGGGCCACUCGGCCAGGCCACCUUGGCACCAGGCGUGAUGCCCGUCAUGCUGAUGCCGGCCGAGGUAGCGGUGGCAGCGUCCCCCACAUAUGCAGCAGGACAAGACAGCCGCCCCAGUCGCACAAUAGCGCUGUCUGUGCAGCCCGAGCUGUCUGCCUCCGCGCGCCCGCCGUCGCCGGCGGCCCUCUCCGCGGGAGGCCCAUCCGCGGCGCAGCCUCGCAGGAUGUCGUGGGCCGACGUCUCGCUCACAGCGCAGCCGAGCCAGGAGUGCUCCCACGAGGUCUUCCAGCCAGCGUCCUGCGGCGUCCGCCACCAGCCUGGCCAACGGGCGCAGAGGCCACGACAGCCGCCGCACCAAGCGAUGCAGCAGCAGAGACAGGACGAGGCGCGGGAGCAGCAGCAGCUUCCGGCAGCCCUCAAGGGUUCCGCGCAGCGCCCCGAUGACGAGGUGGGCGGCGUGACGAUGCGCGACCUUCUGCGCAUGCUGAAGGACAAGGAGCACCGCUGCGUCAUCCUGACGCGCAGGAUUCAGUACCUCGGCUUCUCUGCGCCGACGCAGCUCGAGGACCACUUCGGGGCCUUCGGCCCGGUGCAGGAGACGGCAGCCGGCGCCGCCGCCGCCUUCGCGGCGGGCGCGGAGCACGAGAUCGGGGGGGCCACGAUCGUCCUGGAGCCCUUCGACGAGGCCCGCUGGAAGGCAGGCUCGGGCGAGCUCGAGCAGCAAUGA